Messenger RNA from Melampsora larici-populina 98AG31, 549 nucleotides. RefSeq lists its product as uncharacterized. The annotation marks the transcript as partial. Gene Ontology annotation, cellular component: precatalytic spliceosome. The record is from RefSeq and is a predicted model, not a curated record. The transcript has 2 exons. NCBI's taxonomy places the organism in Eukaryota, Fungi, Basidiomycota, Pucciniomycetes, Pucciniales, Melampsoraceae.
CAGGCUAACACUACCGCCAAGGGCGCGCUCUCCAUUCACGGUACUAAUCCUCAAUUCUUGAUCGAUAAAGUCGUUCGAUCGCGUAUAUAUGAUAGUCAAUAUUGGAAAGAGACUUGUUUUGCUCUCACUGCUGAGAGUAUAAUCGAUUGCGCUAUCAGUUUGAAGUACGUUGGUGGCACCUACGCUAAUGUUCGACCGACAGAAUUCAUGUGUUUGGCACUCAAGCUACUUCAACUUCAACCAGAGAAGGAGAUCAUCUUAGAAUAUCUGAGAGCGGAAGAAUUCAAGUACUUACGAGCCUUGGCGGCCUUUUACGUUCGGUUAACUUUUACGCCCCUUAAUGUUUAUCAAACACUUGAACCAUUGUUGACGGAUUUUCGAAAGCUGCGGUUUCGACACAUGAAUGGUUCCUAUUCAUUGGUCACCUUUGAUGAUUUCGUUGACUCCUUACUGGUAGAAGAACGAGUAUUCGAGAUUGUCUUACCCCGAUUGACGAUGCGAAAGGUGUGGAAGAGACUGAAGGCCUGGCUAAGCGAAAGAGCUCCCUAG